Messenger RNA from Penaeus indicus, 1618 nucleotides. RefSeq lists its product as uncharacterized. The record is from RefSeq and is a predicted model, not a curated record. Bases 245 to 1603 code for a protein of 452 amino acids. Lineage: Eukaryota; Metazoa; Arthropoda; Malacostraca; Decapoda; Penaeidae. The transcript is spliced from 2 exons.
GGGCAGGAGGGAGGCUACCCGCCUGCCCGACGGUGAGGGACGGCGCGAGAGGAACUCAGUUGCCUGGCUGGCCCCACAGUGCUUAGACGGUGCCGCGCUGCGCCCGCGUCCCAGUGAUUUUGACGCUUCCUUGAUAGUGAGAGCCGAGACGGCGAGCUGUGUGAGUGCGGGUUUUGGCUCUCCAAGACCCAUGUGGCACGCGCCGUGAGUGCCCGCGUAGUGCCAGGUCUCCUUGGCCGCCACCAUGCCUAGUGCCUUCGAUCUGUUUGGCUCGUUCGAGAACUCGUUGCGGACUUAUCAUAAACCACAAUGGCGGUUCAAGCCGUGCCCGCACGGCAUUCACGUGCCCGAGCACUGCACGUGCGACCCCAACCACGAGUGCAAGAGGCCGCACUGCGCCAAUGACGUGCCCCUCGACCCAACCUGCAGGCUGAGCAUCGGCACGCCCUUCGGACCCAUGAUCUCCAUCACGGACUCUCCGCCCCACAAGUGCCACUCGAGCGGCUGCGCCCCCUCCACGCCCACCACGCCCACGAAGACGCUCGUGCCCUUCGCUGUGGUCGACCGCCUGUACUCGACACGUACCCACUCCUCCGCCGCCAAGAUGAAGGGCGGAGGCGCGGGCCACGAGGACGCGAGCGACGACGGGGGCGUGAAUGGCAGCAUGGGCGGCAAGUCGGGCUCCAGACUUAUCUCGCAGCUGAUCGGCGACCAGGCCUUCGGCAGCCACGACCGCACAAGGCGGGACGGCGCGUCUCCGUCCCCGACACGACGAGCGCAGAGCAUCGGCGUCCGCCGGGCCGCCACCUUCACGCCGGCGGACCUCUCGACGCCCUCCCGCCGCUCCCAUUCCUCCCACGCCACCGUAAAGUCGACGGCGCGGGCGGCGUCGAAGCCUCGUCGAGGGCGCGGCAGCGAGAGCGACGCCUCGAGCGAGCUGUCGUCCUCCCCCGAGACGUCCCCUGGGUCCACGCCUUCGCCGACGCCCUCGUCCACGCCCAGGAAACACCUGUCGCCCAAGAACAGUGGCGCGCAGCUCCUGCCUGCUAGGACGCCUUCCAUCAAGAGAAAUGCCAAGACGCCCUACGCCCGCCCCUCUGCGGUCUUCUGCGGCGGCGGUGGCGGAGGGCGCGGCAAGAUCAAGCCGACGCCCCUGAAUAAGAGUGCCAGCGAUGGCGUGGAGCGCGGACGGAGCAGCGUGGGCCUGAGGAGCAGCAAGGGCAAGGGCGAGGGGCUUCUGGCUGCGGGCGAGAAGAAAAUCCUCAACGACGACAUCUUGACGCAGCAGCUACACAACAAGCUGGCGCGCGUCUCCUCGGACUCCCGCGUGGACGAGCUCCUGGCGCAGGCCUACAUGGCUCUGGAAAGCCUCACGCCAGAGGCCAGUACCGGAGGCCCCGUGGUGGCGGAGCGCGCCCCUGCGACACCCCACGCGGGCACCGACGCCCUUCGCCGCCUGGCCAUCGCGCACGCUCGGAAGGAGAAUGGAAAGAGCUAUAAGGACCUCACGCAGAUCCUGCAAGAGAAGAUUCAGGAACUGGACAAUGCUGUGGUAAGUUGCACAUUCGAGACAGGACGAUGUAUUCUGCUGCUUAAAGUGUGAGUACAGGUAUUGGAU